AUGGCGACGCCGUCGCCCACACCGAACGCCGUCACAACCUUCAUGCGAAUCACCGGAGCACCAGAGUUCGUUGCCGUCCAAAAAUUAGAGGAAUAUGGAGGCAAUUUAAAUGCAGCUGUUAAUGCCCAUUUUAUUGAAGGGGAUAGACACAUGUAUGACAAUGUGGGGCAAAAUCUUGCUAAUGCCACACAGUAUAAUAAUUACUCUGAUGGGAAUAAUCAAAACCAUGUUAGAUCACGUGGAGUUAUGCCUUUUCUCAGUGCUGCUAGAAGAUUUAGACCUUCACUAUUACUUGACUCAAAUUAUAGGAGAGAACUUAGAGAUCUGUGUAAUGGGACAUUAACAAGUCAUGCACCACUACCACCACAUGCUAUUCAUCCAGGGGAAUCGACUGAAGUUGCUGCAGGGACCAAUAAUGCAUUUGAGCCUCCCUAUCGAUCACGGUUGAGCUCUACAAGUGCAGAUAUGACUGAAAAUUUAUCAUCUCAUGGUCGAGGAGUUUAUGGGACAGAUUAUUAUCAGAAUGACUACAGUUUAGCUCAGUCAAACUCCUCACAUGUUUCUGAUAAUGAUAUAGAGGAAGCAAUGAUUCAAGCUGCUAUACAGGCCUCAAAAAAGGAAUCCGAUGCUGGGCAUCCUCAAAGUCAUUCUCAACAAGAAGAUGAUGAUUUAGCUCAUGCAAUGUCAUUGUCCUUAGAGAUUGCAGAGCAAGAGGAAGCAAUGCGUGAGCAUCUAGUAAAAAAAGAAACGGAAGGACUUGCAGUUCAUGAUUUACCAUCCAAGGGAGAGAAAAACAACAAUAGCAGAAGCAGAAAAGAGUUAGGAACAUCAUCUAAUCGAGAUUUAGCUCAAGAUGCUGCUCAGCCAUUCAUGGGUCAUCCAUUAAACCACAGUGCUGGUGGUCAUCUUCAACGAAAUGAAGAUAUGCUUAUUGCUGACAAGUGGGGUAUUUCUUCUGAUGAGCUUAAUGAAGCAUUGAUGCUUGAAACUGCACUGUUUGGUGAAAUUCCCAAUCACAGUUCUCACAAACAUUCAUCUUUGCCUGAUCUGCAACAUCAUCCAGAAAAAAUUGUGAAUCCCAAGAUGCAGUGUUUGUCCAGUGCAACAUCACAAUUAUUAACUGACACUCAGUUGCUGAGACAACAACAGGAUGCUGACUAUCUAGCCUCGCUACGAGCUGAUAAACAAAAGGAAUUCAAUUCUCUCAAGAAAGCUGAAACCCAUUCCUCAAUGGAAGAAGAGUCAUGCAAAAAGGUGCGUGAAAGAAAGGAAUUGGAGAACAUGCUUGAUAAGAAAGAAGUUAGGCUUUCCAAGGAACCACCACUAGAUGAUGAAAAUGCAAUUACUAUAGUUGUUCGAAUGCCAGAUGGUGGUCGAUGUGAACGGCGCUUUCUCAAAACUGACAAGCUUCAGUUUCUUUUUAAUUUCAUAGACACUCUUGGAGCAGUGAAGCCGGGCACCUAUAAAGUUGUAAGGUCAUAUCCACGACGGGCUUACAGUAUAAAUGAUAGCUCGUCAACCUUGUAUGAAGUAGGCCUCAGCAGCAAGAAUGAGGCUUUGUUUCUGGAGGUGAUUUAGUUUUAUCCAUCUCCCUGUAAGUAUCAUGGUCUGUGUAUAUAGAUUAACACCCAAAAAUAUUACAAUGCUCCCUUGAAUUUGUAGAGACAAAAGAAUUA
Molecule: messenger RNA, 1676 nt
Organism: Gastrolobium bilobum
Lineage: Eukaryota; Viridiplantae; Streptophyta; Magnoliopsida; Fabales; Fabaceae
Product: plant UBX domain-containing protein 8-like
Exons: 11
Coding region: 1-1578 (525 amino acids)
Molecular function (GO): ubiquitin binding
Source: RefSeq, a predicted model, not a curated record